Molecule: messenger RNA, 870 nt
Organism: Symbiodinium pilosum
Lineage: Eukaryota; Dinophyceae; Suessiales; Symbiodiniaceae
Source: the annotation of a GenBank genome assembly
AUGGGCAAAUCAUCGUGCGGAAAGAGGCAUUGCAUUCAUGAACAGCAUCAUCCAAUACAGGCAGAUCCUGUGUUCGGAGACUUAGCCAGGGAGUCUUCCAAGGUAACAGCAGCUGCACCCUUGCGCGCUGUUCUCGGCGCCGGUGGUCGCGCUGUGAAAGAGAGCUCAACGGUGGCAGUGUGGGAUUCUGACACAGGGGAACUCCGAGCGCAGAUGAAGUACAAGAACCUGGUCACAUGCCUGAUCUUCGUGCCGGAGCUGCGUGUGGCAGUGACUGGUGAUGGCUCCUUCAGCCAAAGUAAACCACAGGGCCGAGUCGUCCUGUGGAAUCCAGACAGCCUUGAGCAGCACUUGAAGCUGACUUGCCUCAGCACCGUGACCUGCGUGGCCUGGAGCGCAGCAGACCAGGUUCUCAUCUCAUCCGAUCGCAGCCAUUGCAUCUGCCUUUGGCAGCCCGAAAGUGGGGCCAAGCUGCAGGAAAUCCGCACAGAUGCCGCAUACAUACCGUGGCAAAUCGCGACGCCGUUGGGCGAAGAGCGCUCGACCUUCGCGUACAGCCUCUGCGGCUUCAAGGAGAACUUUGGGCGUCUUUGCCUCUACCGUGUUGACACGACUGAGCAGUUCGGAGACUUCGAACACCCCGUGCUUUCAGCAGUUUUUCUGCCAGAAAGCUCAGUCGUCGCAUGUGGCCUGCGAAACGGCGACAUCUUCUGUUGGGAUGUGGAGGCUCGGCGAUUGCGGACACGCUCCGUGAAAAUGCGGGGUGCCGUGAAUAGCCUGGCGCUGAACCUGGUGCGCGGGGAACUCGUUGCCGGUGACAAGACAGGGGCAGUUUGCUCGUGGCCGAUAGCCUACAUGCUUUCAGAUUGA